AUGACAACUACUAGGGCAGACGACUUCGGACUAGUUGCGUUCUACCCAGUCGCCCUGACAACAAGACCAAGUUGCUACAACAAGGUCAUUCUACUUGAAACGUUUUGGGAAUUCAGUCAGUCCACCGUCCGACGUUGGAAAGCACACUGCGACGCAGCCGGAGGCCGCAGUAGUGACCAAGUUUCGCAACCGAGGUCAGACGACCGUUGCUACCCAAAACACUUUUUGUCCGCCGAAACGAUGAGAAGACCACAUCGAACUGGCAGACACGACGUCUCCACUCGGCUCUUCAUGUCUACUUCAGCUUCUAUGAGCCCUGAUUCAUCAACACGAUCUCUGGACCAAGUCAGCUGCAACAGUCCGACGCGGUACCGUUUGCACGACAGUCUUCCUGUCGAUUGGCAA
This is a messenger RNA of Protopolystoma xenopodis, 405 nucleotides long. NCBI's taxonomy places the organism in Eukaryota, Metazoa, Platyhelminthes, Monogenea, Polystomatidea, Polystomatidae. The record is from the annotation of a GenBank genome assembly.